Molecule: messenger RNA, 3524 nt
Organism: Danaus plexippus (monarch butterfly)
Lineage: Eukaryota; Metazoa; Arthropoda; Insecta; Lepidoptera; Nymphalidae
Gene: pnut
Product: septin-7
Biological process (GO): cytoskeleton-dependent cytokinesis; cilium assembly
Cellular component (GO): septin complex; cell division site; septin ring
Molecular function (GO): molecular adaptor activity; GTPase activity; GTP binding
Source: RefSeq, a predicted model, not a curated record
ACCCAGCGAGCUGUCAAACCGCCUCCGACAGGCACCCGGCUCGAACGCUUCCACAUAUCGCACAAGCUCGAGACGUACUGUUAUUGACGGCUAGUGACAGUGUAUGUUUUGUUAGUAGUCGCAUGACGGACGAUACUAAAAGGAGAUGAACGGCAGUACUACGACGGUGAAUGGGAACGCCGUCAACGGUACUAACGGAGCCCUGAAUGGGAUAGGAUCGGCUCCGCGUACCGCAACCCUCGGGACACCUAACAGCUAUGCAUACACAUCCAGCGGUUCGUUGCUCGGGCGAGGUGGGUCAGCUAGGCCGGUGCCACCGCCCACAUUGCCGAAAUACAGUGGAUCGUUCAAUGCAGGAAGUUCUCUCACUGGAACUGGUCUACGAGAACGCGAUAGGGAAGGAACAGGUGGAUCUCACCGGCUGGCUAGCCUUGAGAGAUUGGCGCUCCGCCAGCGUAUUAUAGAACAAAGUGCUAACAAUCAGGUGGCCAGCUUAGCAUCUAACAACAUCGGGACCAACGGUGGACCUACCACUGCUACCGUCACCCUCACCGAUACAGCAACGUUACAGAGUAAGCGUGAGCUGUUCUUCAAAUCGGAUACGGUGAGCGGCGGCGGGGUGAGCGCUACAGGGUUGUCGACUGCAGCGCCACCCGCUCCGCCGCUGGGUUCCUCAGCCCUCAAGGAAGCGCUCGCGAAGAGAUCCGCAACCCUGCCAGAUCCGCCAGAGAACAGUCAUCAUGAGGCUAACGGUACAGCCCCGGCUUCAAAACUCAGCAAUAGCGUGUCCGUGGAUACCGGCAAGAUAAAUGCGAUGCCACCACAGAUGCCAGCACCACCCGUGCCUACCACCGCCCCACCACCAGUCUCCGCACCACUACGGAGUACGGAGAAUAUUAUGAAGAAAUCUGACCACCCACCGGUCGCUCCAAAACCAGAUCUACCUAAGAUAGAGAAACCAAAGACAAAAGAAUUAGAUGGAUAUGUGGGGUUUGCGAAUUUACCCAACCAAGUCUAUAGAAAAGCUGUGAAAAAGGGUUUCGAAUUCACGUUAAUGGUUGUAGGCGAGACGGGAUUGGGCAAAUCAACGCUUAUCAACUCAUUAUUCCUAACGGAAGUUUACGACAAGGACAAGCAUCCGGGUCCAUCGCUACGAGUCAAGAAGACUGUCGGCGUCGAGACCAGUGUGGUCCUGUUGAAGGAGAACGGGGUCAACCUGACCCUUACCAUCGUCGACACACCCGGCUUCGGAGACGCGGUCGACAACAGUAAUUGCUGGCAACCAAUAAUCGAUUUUGUUGAAUCGAAGUACGAAGAGUUUCUGAACGCGGAAUCCCGUGUUACCCGAAAGGCUGCCCCGGCUGACACGCGAGUGCAUUGCUGCCUUUACUUCAUAGCUCCCAGCGGACACGGCCUCAAGCCGCUGGACGUAGAGUUCAUGCAACGGCUCGGGGAUAAAGUCAACAUCAUACCAGUCAUCGCCAAAGCUGAUACUAUGACACCUGAAGAGUGCAAGGACUUCAAAGAACAGAUAUUAAAGGAGAUAGCGCAGCACAAGAUAAAGAUAUACGAGUUCCCGGAGAGCACGGGCGAGGAGAGCGAGGGGGCGGACACCAACCGCGCGCUGCGAGCACGGGUGCCCUUCGCGGUGGUGGGGGCUAACACUGUCAUAGAACAGGACGGACGGCGAAAGGGCCGGAAGUACCCCUGGGGUAUAGCAGAAGUGGAGAAUUUGGAGCAUUGUGAUUUCCUGGCGCUCCGCAAUAUGGUGAUUCGUACACAUCUGCAAGACCUCAAAGACGUCACCAGCUCAGUCCACUACGAGAACUACCGAUGCCGCAAACUGGCCGGUCUAACACACGACGGCCAGCCUCACGGUCUCAACUCCAACAAGAAUCCAUUAGCUCAGAUGGAAGAAGAGAAAAGAGAGCAUGAUCUCAAAAUGAAGAAGAUGGAAUGUGAAAUGGAACAGGUGUUCGAUCAAAAGGCCCGCGAGAAGCACGCCAAGUUGAAGGAGUCCGAGGCGGAACUGGCUCGGCGGCACGAGGCCACGCGGCCGCUCGAAGCCCAGGCCCGGGACCUGGAGGAGAGACAGCGCGCGCUGAGGGCCGAGCAGGCCGCCUGGGAGAGAGACACCGGACUCUCGCUCGAUGAUCUACGUAGGAGGUCGCUUGAGGCCAACAGCAAGGAGACGGUCGAUGGGAAGGAUAAGAAAGACAAGAAAAAGAAAGAUUGGUCAUUUAAAAAUGUCACAUCCGGGAUAUCAAUAUAGAGUAAGUUGAAGAUUUCUGACGUAAUACCAGUAUUGUAUUGUAUAACUAUUGACACAACGAUUUUGAAAGACUAACAAUGAGUAAAAAAUUAUAAGGAAAUAUUUGACUAUGAGUGUAACGAUAUUGUGUUAUUUAAAUUUAUCAUUAAGUAAUUUUUCCAUGACAAAGCAUUUAUUUUGAUAAGUUUGGCCUAAUUUUGGACUGUUUCAGGCGUAUUUGACAAAAAAAAAUGCUUUUUUUAUCAAUGUUUCUACAAUGGUUUUGGAUUUUAGAAUUUUUAUAUGCUAAUUGUGAAGCACAAUUUUCUUACAGCUUGAGACUUGUUGCGUCCACGAUGUUGCCAAAGUAGCUUGUAAUAACAGCUUCGAUCGACAGUUUUAUUGAUCAUUCAUAUAAAAUGCUAUAGCUGACAUUAAAAUUUAACGCGAAGUUAUUCCAGCUCAAAUCUGUGUGAAAUUAUUAAUUAUAGGCACUAUUCAUGAUUAUUGUAGAAUUUUUUCUAUGCAUGAGAACGAUUAUAUCUUGAAGUUUUAAUAGAUUUAACGAGCUGUAGUUGUGCGAGACAUAGACGAGAUACAUUUUAAAAGUUGUUUAGACAUUUUUUACCCUUUAAAAAUACGGUGUUUCGAGUUCAGCUUAUCUGUGGAUAUCUGGGCGUAAGGCUUCAUAUACAUGUAUAUGAGGCUUAGUGAUAUUAAUAUGCUCAUAGUGUGAGUUAGGCCUUAGCUCUAGCUAGGUGUUAGUUACUUCUUAAUAUCUAAGGGUAUGAUGAUUGGACAUGAGGUUCGCCGAUAUCAAGUAACGCUGGCUUUUUAUAGUAGUAUGUUAAAUGAAAUAAUCCUAUCCUGUUAUAAAUGCAUAACUUUAUUACGUUAUAUUAAGUAUCAGAUAGUUUCCUACGUAAUGUAGUUCCCUGUAAAUAUUUUGGUUAGUCGUCGACGCCGUUCUGUAUGCACGUCACUAUUAUAAUGACUACCCCCCUUAAUUUAUGACAAAUGCAUAAUCUUUAUUUAAUCGAAAUGCCAUGAAUAUUUUUUUUUUGUAUUAUUUCCUAACACAGUAUUGACUUCCGUGUUAUGUUAGAUGUAGGUAUAAGUACUUGCUUAAUUUUUGUAUUUUGUGUAGGGUCUGUACCCACUACCAAUUGAUUAUUUGCUUAGUCACUACGGAGGAUGUGUGGAGGGCAAAGUUGAAACGAUGUAAUAUAUUGUACCUUUGAAUAAAUAUAAAUAAAUACGUAAUAUAUAGGAA